UAUGUCGAUUUCUUUAAUAUUAUGCCUUGUUUUUAUAUAUGUGUCUUUUAAUACAAUUGAAUUAUGCUUUAUUGGCAAUCAUGUUUAAAUUUUAUGAUAAUAAAAAGUUCCAUUUCAGAAAAUAUAAAAUAUAUCGAUUAAUAACAUGUCGGUGGAACGUACUCCUUUAGAAUAUUUGAUAGGAGGAGCAGUUGGAGGUUUUUGUGUGGCAGUUGUUGGUCAUCCGUUUGAUACCAUUAAAGUUCGAUUACAAAUGGAACAAAAAGGAAAUAAAAAUAUGUAUCAUUUACUUAGAAAUUUCUUUAUAAAAGAAGGACCUUUGAGUUUAUACAAGGGUAUAUCAGCACCUUUGAUAACUGUCAUUCCAUUAUCGGCUAUGGGCUUCUUUUCUUAUGGUGCUGGCAAAUUACUUGUUUCUAAGCCAGAUCAAACAAAAUUCACGGACAUACAAUUAUUAUUGUCAGGAAUGUUCAGCGGAGCAUGCUCGUCAUUUAUAGCAGCGCCAAGCGAACGUAUAAAGUGUCUUCUUCAAGCACAAAGGGAUAUAGGAACGAAGAGGCAGUACAAAGGUUUCAUGGAUUGUAUGAAAAAAUUAUAUCAUGAAGGUGGAAUACGAAAUAUUUAUUUAGGUACCUGUGUUACUUUGUUACGAGAUGUACCAUCCUGCGGCACAUACUUUUAUACUUAUGAACGACUCAUGGGAAUUCUUCUAAACUCCUCUGAAGAAGUAAGCAAUAAUUUAAUGUAAAAACUUGGCCAAUUCAAAUGUUACGGUUUCUUAUCAUUGAAACUUUUAUAAAUAUCGAUUAUUAAUUUUAUCAUUAUUUUUAUUAAGUGAAACAUAUUGGUAAUACUUUAUUUCACUCAUCUUAUGUAUACAUUCAUAUA
Messenger RNA from Vespula pensylvanica (western yellowjacket), 888 nucleotides. RefSeq names its product mitochondrial carnitine/acylcarnitine carrier protein-like. The record is from RefSeq and is a predicted model, not a curated record. Gene Ontology annotation, molecular function: O-acyl-L-carnitine transmembrane transporter activity. Bases 146 to 748 code for a protein of 200 amino acids. Gene Ontology annotation, biological process: mitochondrial transport; carnitine transmembrane transport. Gene Ontology annotation, cellular component: mitochondrial envelope. Lineage: Eukaryota; Metazoa; Arthropoda; Insecta; Hymenoptera; Vespidae. The transcript has 4 exons.